This is a messenger RNA of Acaulospora colombiana, 598 nucleotides long. The record is from the annotation of a GenBank genome assembly. NCBI's taxonomy places the organism in Eukaryota, Fungi, Glomeromycota, Glomeromycetes, Diversisporales, Acaulosporaceae.
UCGGUGUCCACUAGGGUGGACGCAUCAAGAUUAUUACCAACGACCAGGUUAACCGUAUCGCUCCUCAAUGGGUCAAUUUUGACGACGAUGGCCGAUCAAUUAGUGAUGCAGCUAAUAACGCCCAUGCCGUCAAACCUGAAACCGCCGUUUUUGACACUAAACGUCUCGUUGGUCACAAGACUGGGAUCCCGAAGUCCAAAAGAAUAUGAAGCACUGGCUCUUCAAGGUCAUCGAGAAGAAUUCGGGACCCACAUUUGUGUCCAGCACAAGAGCGGCAACAAGGACUUUAAUCCUGAGGAAAUCUCCACCAUGGUCCUCACCAAGAUGAAAGGAGCCGCUGAAUCGUAUCUUGGCCACAUUGUCACCUGCCCUCUUAUCACUGUCCCUGCCUACUUCGACGAUGCUCAACAUCAAGGUACCAAGGACACUGGGACCAUCGCCGCUCUCAACGUUCUCUGCAUUGUCAAGGACCCCACCGCUGCUGUUAUCACCUAUGGCCUUGACAAGAAGAGCGGUGAACCCCAUAUCAUUGUCCAUGACCUUGAGGGAGGAACUUUUGACGUUUCGCCCCUUUCGAUCGACGACAGUGUUUUUGAGG